AUGACAAAAACCAAUGACAAUGUGCGUAUAGCAUGGGCAUCUAUCAAUGAUGAAUCGUCAAGAAGUUUAUUAAAAAAGCGUCAUAAUUCAAUAACAAUCGAUACAUAUCUAAAACAAAUUCUUCAACAACAGCAAGAAAAUAAUAAUAGCGAUGAACCGAUUGGAGAUCCAGUUUUAUGUGCAAUACAUGGUAAUGAUGAGCCAACGCUAAAAUUGUUAAUACGAGCUGGUCAUUCAAUAAAUACCAUUUCUAAAGCAACAGGACGUUCAUUAUUACAUACAGCCAUCUACCUUGGACAUAUAAAUAUUGUUAAACGUUUAUUAAAAGAAGGAGCAAAUCCAUCUUUGAAAGAUGGCGAUGGAAAAGGAAAUCUACAUAUUGCAGCAGCUUAUGGUUAUAGCAGAAUUUUAACAUUGUUGCUAAAGUAUGAAAAUGAUUUAGAACAAAUCGAUUAUGACUACAACACACCACUACAUAUGGCAACAAAAUUUGGACAUAAUGAAUGUUGUCGACUACUGAUUUACGCUGGUUCGAGGUUAAAUCCCAUAAACAGAGAUGGUGAUUCUCCCUUACACUCAGCAAUAAGGUAUAAACACGCUGGUUGCACAUUAAUAUUAAUCAAUGCUGGUGCUUCACUAAAAAUUCAAAAUGGACGACGUGAAACACCUGUAGAAUUAGCAACACGUUUAUGUCAUCAUAAAAUUUCAAAUAUUUUACUUCGCGCUCUUUCACUCUCAUCCUCGUCAUUGUUAUUUUCAUUAACAACAUCCACAUCACAAUUGUCCUCAGCACCACAAUCACCAAUGGAACGCGGAUCAGCAAAUAUGGGUUUAGAAACAAAAUCAAAAGAAAAUGAAACGCCGACCUUAACUAUUAAUGAAUUUGAAAAACAAUGGCGUGAAUUACAUCUAUUAUUACAAACACGAAUGUUAUCAAAUCAGCAUGUGUUAGAAGAGCAAAUUGAUGAAUUAAAAGAAUGUGUGACUAAAAAUCAACUAAAACAACAAUUAAUACAUAGAAAACUGCAUACGUUAACAAAUUUAUGGGCAAAAAAAUCAUUCGAACAACAGCAACAACAAAAUUCAGAGCCUCAACAAAAUCCACCAUCAAACGAGUACGAUACACUUUUCUAA
Messenger RNA from Didymodactylos carnosus, 1134 nucleotides. The record is from the annotation of a GenBank genome assembly. Lineage: Eukaryota; Metazoa; Rotifera; Eurotatoria; Philodinida; Philodinidae.